Messenger RNA from Podarcis lilfordi (Lilford's wall lizard), 17519 nucleotides. The record is from the annotation of a GenBank genome assembly. NCBI's taxonomy places the organism in Eukaryota, Metazoa, Chordata, Lepidosauria, Squamata, Lacertidae.
AUCCGCAGUGCUCGUGUUGCAGGCGCGGCUGGAAGGAGGGGACGGGUCGAAAUAGGGACUUGGCAGUUGCACGCGGCGCGGUUACGCCUCCCUUUUCCCCGCCCCCUCCAGUCCCUUCAGAUAUAGACUUGCUUCUCUCCGCUCCGCAGUGUGGUAGUUGCUGUUGCUGCUGUUUUUCUGCCCGGCCUGGAAUUUUCUUUCGGCUUUUUUUAAAAAAAUUAAAAAUCAAUCCGGUUUGGUUUUCUCGGCGAGUCCGGCCCGUUUUAAUUUUCUCCUCCAGCCUCAGCGUUUCUUCUGUUCUCACCAUGCGCGCGGCGGGGUCGGCGGCUGCGGUGACGGGCGCCGGGCCCUCGGGCGCUGCUGCGAGCUCGGAGAAGCAGCCGCCCAGCAGCGGCAGGGACGGGCGCUUCAGCGUCCUCGGCUGGGAGCAGGUGAAGCGGCUGGACCACAUCCUCGAGGAGGCCGUCCCCAUCCACGGCCGCGGCAACUUCCCCACCUUAUCGGUGCGGCCGCGCAGGAUCGUGCAGGUGAGUGGCAGGACCCGGUGAACCGGGGUGGCCGCGUACUUAAUUCCCCCCCCCAAAAGAGGCAUUAUUAAGAAUCGGCACGUUUACACGGGAGUAAUCCCCGUUGCCUUCAGUGGACCUGCUUCUAAGCUUCUGACUCUUUCAGGAGUGAAAACUCUGGAAACAGUCUUAAAGGCACAUCUUUGGGCUCUUCUUAUUUAUUAGGCUAUUUAACCUUGCCCCGUCUGCCAACAACAGCCGUAAGUUCCUAACAGCAAAGAGAAUGCACUGCAAUUUAACAAUAAAACAUGUCUUUUAAAAGAGCAGCGGUAAAGCAUCGAUUACUUUGCAGCAGGACAUGCCCAAGAUUGCACCUAUUCGCCAGGCUUCUUAUUGCAUGUGAUAAAAGUCCACGAGUUUCCCUCCUGACAAAGAACUCAAAGACAAAUCUUGUCGCCUGAUCUUAGUCAUGUUUACUUGAAUAUAAAACUUGUUGAGUUCAGCGGGUCAUACUCCCCAGGAAGUCUCCCUAGGGAUGCAGCCUUAAUAAGCAACAUAGCUGUCAACUGUCAUUAGGUCAGUGCAGCCUUCUCUAUUAUACAGUGUUCACUUAUUUGACUCAUUCUGAACUAGAAUAUCUGGUAUAAAGCCUGUAUGUGAGAGGCUGCAUACAUACCAUACAUUUAAAGCACAUUCUCUCCCCACCCUGAAUCCUGGGAACUGUAGUUUAUCUCUAACAGAGCUACAAUUCCAAGUACCCUUAACAAACUACAGUUCCUUGGAUUCUUUGGGAGGGUGCUUAAAAUGUACAGUGUGAACUCAGCCUGUCAAUUAGGAGAGGAACUAGAAGAGCCUAUCUUGGAUAACAUUAUUUAUAUACUAAAGGGCUCUUCUAUGUAGCCAUCAUUCUUGAUUGGAAUGAAUAGGUGUUUGUAUAGCAUAAUUUUGUAGCCCGUUUAGCUAUUGUGGCUCCUGCUGGAAAAGCCACGGAAGCAUAUUGGCUGUGAGUACUUAGCCUUAUACAGUAUAUUCUGAGAAUGUAAAGCUUUUUGAGUAAUUGUGCUAAUCCUUCUCAUAAUCCCCCGUUAAACUAAAUGAGCAUUAACUCCAUACUGUGGAGAGUAGGCCAGGCUUAUAUCGAAGCCAAAAUUUGGGUGCCUUAAUUGACAGCUCAGGCCUUGGCUAGCUGUAGGUUUGACAAAAACCUAUUUGGCAGAGAAUAGUUCAGAGUAUUGUAUAUGUGCAGUUAGUAAUUGCAACAACCUUGAUAUUGAUGCCCCCAAUUACAGGUGGGAGCCAAGAAUGGUAGAUUGCUGCAAUGUUGCACCAGAUCUGUAGUUCCUUUAAUGGGAGUUCUUAAGUUCUUAACUGAGUUGAGACUAAUAGUCUAAGUGAAAUCUUAGAAAUGAGGAAUGUUAGCUGUGAUUGGUAGGAUACUAAAAAGUGCCCUGAUGUAGUGGGUGGUGGUAUUAAGAAAUUUAUACACUACCCUCUAUCAAAAGGCCACAGGAUCGUUUACUACAUGAUAACAUAAACGUAAUACAAAGACAAGUGUAGGCAGUCUGUGUUUUAGGGUACCCUUCCCUUUGAUCCUGUGGAUUAGGAAUAGGCUCUGUCCCUGAAGCAGAAGGGAAUGGAAGACUUUUAAAAAACAACUCCCAUGGGGUAACCAUAUCCGUCUGUUGCACCAAAAACAAGAGUGACACCUUAAGAUUUGUUAGUCCACAGAAGUUUAUAGAAUAUCCAAACUAGCUCUAAUCCACGAAAUUUUUUGUCAUAGUAAUCCAAGUCUUUAGGGUGCCAUCGUUGUGGAGUAGGUGUUGCUGCCUGGGGAUGACAUUUGAGUUAUCAGCUGUGAGGCAACACUCAUUUUAACACAGGAUUGUAUGCUGACAACUGGUCAUUGGCCUGUACUAGAGAAGAUGGGUUGGUUCGCAGGUGGGAAUUCUUGGAUCACAGGGGCAGUAGGGCUGCAGCCCGUUAACAAAAGUGGCUAGAGAGACAAGAAGGGCAAAUACAUCUUCUGGCUGUGAAUCGGUUGUAAGGAGGGGAAAGAAUGAAUGAGGGGGGGGCUGCCUGAAAUGAAGGUACUUUCUAUGCACAAUUUAUGUUGAGCUAUUUGUGGGACCUAGAGGAAGAGAGGUGGGGAGUGCCACACAGUGCCACCCCCAGAUCCUAAUAGAAAGAAGUUGGCAAAAUCCUUCCAUAUUGGAGCAGCUCUUGAGACCUUCCAUAGUCUUGCUAUGGAAGACUAUAGAAGUCUACUACGGAAGACUAUACCUUCCAUAGUAGAAACCCACAAUUGUAUACUAGGUUCAGGUGCCCUAUUUUGAAGGCAACCCUGUCCCAAGAAGAGCAGUAAUUAGGUUAAAUAGGGUUGGGAGUAUAGGAAGGCGUCGGUCAUGGGUGUGUGACUGCAGUGGGUUGUUGGAGAGGCAACCUCAGGCUGGUGAGCAAGAGAGUCGAUAGGCUGAGCACAGAGAGCUGGAAGUUGGGCAGAAAUAACCCCCUGCUCCUUUUCCCAAUCCCUUCCAUGUGUUUCCCUAGCACCAUAUUUCUGGCAAUGGUCGAUCCCUAGACUUGAUUGGCGGGGGUGAGGGAAACUUGCUCAAGCGAAGCACGCUUAAGUCCAUCCAGAUAAUUUUGCAGAAAAAGAAACGAUUCCUUGAGCAGAGUUGGUUACAGCAAAAUCCCAUUCCAUUAGAACAUUCUGCUGUGGUCCGGGGCCACCUUCACACCAUACAUUUAAAGCACUGUGACACCACUUUGAACAGUCAUGGCUUCCUCUGAAUAAUUCUGGGACCUGUAGUUAAGAGUGCUGAGUUGUUAGGCAGCCUCACAGAGCAGUUCUCAGAGUGGUUGAACAAACAAUCCCCCUUCGCAGGGACCUCUUGGACCUCUUCAAAGAUAUGUUAGAUAAAGAUGUGGAAGGAAUGGACAGGUUCUUCCCCUUCCCAUAGGAACAUAUAGGAAGUUGCCUUAUACUGAGUUAGGCCACUGGUCCAUCUGGCUCCAUACUGUUUGCACUGACUGGCAGCAGCUCUCCAGGAUUCCAGACAGGGUUCUCUCCCAGCCCUACCUGAAGAUGCCAGUGAUCAAACCUGGAACUUUCUGUAGGUAAAGAAGGUGUUCUGUCACUCAGCUAUGGGCCUUCCCAAAGGGUCUGAGGUUGUUUUGUUAAGGGAGUAUUCUUUCUGCUGGUAAACAGCUGGCAAUACUGCAAAAAGUGAGGGUUAGUGAAAGAACAGUACAUUUGUCUAGGAAAGGGGGGGGGUCACUGCUUCAGAGCUGAAGUUGGUAUGUACAACGCCUGAUCUUUCCAUUAUUUGCAAAUUGAUGUCUACUGCUGUUGCCAACUGGCAAUUGAAACAGAACUAGCGUGUCUGAGGUCAAUUCUAAAUUGUAUUAAAUUUGGUAUUGUGUUAAACGGAGGUGUUGUAUAUGACUCCCCGGGGUUCCUUUGGGAGAAAGGGUGUGUUUAGAAUCCUCGAAACAGCGUUGCCUUGACAGACUGUUUGGUAAGGAUGCUUGGCAGAAUGGGUUUAAAAAUCAGGCAUCCAUAUACAAAGUGUAAAACCACAAGAUUUAUAAGGAAACAGAACCGAAAGGCCACAAUUGGCAGAGAUGCCUCUUAUGCCAAGCUGUGUUUGAACAGCUCUUACUCAAUAUCCUUUGGGGAGGGAAGAAACCAAGAUGCGCAAGGCACUUAGUAUCUGCCAAGGGUGGCUCCCUUUACUGGAGGAGGCUUUCAUUUAGCUUUCUCAUAAAGCACGGGAGGCUUAUAGAAGCAAUAGGAAUUGUUGCCCCUGUGUAUGGUUCGCUUGUGUAGCGUGGCAUCAGCCUUUCAAAGGUUAGUGGCUGCCUUCCUCAGUGAAACGAGGGCCCCUUUCACACUAGGGCUUUAGCACACUUGAUGCAUUACUUCCUCACAACUGGCUGGAAAUGAGUCUUCCAAUGUGGUUCCAUGCGGCAUUGAAUGGUGUGCUAGAUUCCCCAUUACAGUUCUCCAGAAUGUCCCUCCCCACCAUAGCAAAAGCACACAGUGCAUUGUUGGAACGUAGCCUGAGAGCGGUUAAGAAACAGAAUAAAUAAAAUUGCCGUGCAAGUCGGCUUAUAUUUUAGCGUAUUAGUGCAGAAAUGGAGGUAAGUGCCAGCUUUUGAAGCUAAUGGAGAAUGGACUUGUACUCCUGCUAUGAUGAGUACAAGCAGCUAGUGCAGGUUGAAAUCCUACCAAGCAACUGCUUCCCAGCAAAGAGACUUGUAGCAUCUUUGAAAACAGACUCACGGGAGCACAGUGGGGAAAGGCCAGCCAUGUAGGAAGGUGGGUCUUCCCCAGGUGACUCGGUAGUACUUUGCAAAUCCACAUGUGUUGGCUGGUGGUGCAAAUCAGAAAUCUCAAGCCCUGUAUAAGACAGAAGAAGAGGAAAAACUUUAGAAUGUGACAGUUUGGCAAAAUGAUUAUCUGGGUUCUUUGGGAAACGAGAGUGCAUGUCAUUUUACCAGAACAGUUGUGUGUGUGUGUGUGUGUGUGUGUGUGUGUGUGUGUAAGCAAGCAAGCAAUCGCCCAAGGUCACUCAGCAUUAGAUGUCACCAUUGACUAGUCUGACUAAAGCAGUUCAUGUCAAAUGUUGGACCCUGCUCUGAUGAGCUUGCAUGCUGGCUGGCCCUUCAUUUGGCACCCCUCUGUCAGCUUAUAUGGAGCUUGGAAUCUGCUAGCAGAAAAUAAAUCUGCUGAGGUAGUGAUAUCUGGUCUCUUGGGCUUGGCUCUGUGCCAUCAGGGCUUGGGAGUCUCUAGCUGUAGCGGGAAUGGAAAAAUCUGUGCAGGUUUCCUAGUUCCUAUGGUUGGGAGAUGUAGUGGGGCAUCGGACUGCAGGAGUUGGGGCCGUUAAAAUAUUUUCAACUUCUUCCAAUGGGUGUGAAGAACAUUUUACUUUUGAUGGUAAAUAUUGCAGUUGACCAUUAUCCAAUAGGUCUGCAUUUUAAGUAAACUGGACAGAAAUGGGUUCUUGGGGUUAAUAAAAUAGUAAAUAAGUUUAAGUAAUGGCAGGCAGCACAGAUGUGUGUACAAAGACAGGCUCUAUAGAGCAACCUUUCUCAAUCUUGGAUCCUUAGAUGUUGGACUGCAGCUCCCAUCAUUCUUAGCCAGCAUGGUCAGUGGUCAUGGAUGAUGGGAGUUGUAGUUCAAGAACAUCUGGGGAACCCAAGGCUGAGAAAGGUUACUGCAGAGCAGUGACGGCCAAACUUGGCCCUCCAGCUGUUUUGGGACUACAACUCCCAUCAUCCCUAGCUAACAGGACCCAGUGGUCAGGGGUGAUGGGAACUGUAGUCCCAAAACAGCUGGAGGGCCAAGUUUGGCCACCACAGCUGUAGAGCAUUUCCAUGUGCUUCAUCCAAGAAGUGUAGGUUUACACACAAGUGUAUUGCACAGCCCUUGUGAGGUAGACUGAGAUGAGAUAAUGGUGACUUGCCCAGUGCCACUUUGCUGAGCACCAUGGGUUCAAAUCUCUAUUUGUUCUACCUGACCAGCUCAACCGAGAAUUGCUGUAAAACUGACCUACAAGACAAAACCUGAUGAUAGGCUAUCACAUAUGGGGGAGGUGGUAAUGAUGACAAUGCUCGUGCCAGAUGGACAGAUUUUUUUUGCUAUUUUAUUGACAAUAGAUGGUUAUUAAUGGUCUUUAGUCUUGGAUAUUAUCUUGAUGGCAAAGGUUUAAUAACAUGUUCUAGAUUCGUAGAUACAAACCUGACUUAUAGCAAUUUAGCAUCAGCUGAUAUCGCUGGGUUUUUUUUAUCUCCAGCACACUUUGACUUGCUUCUGUGCCUUCUGGGUUAAUGACAGAUUAACCCUACAGAUUUAACAGGCACAAAGCAACUUGUUGUGCCCAGCUUUACCUACUAGCUUGGACUUCCUGGAAAGGUAAAACUACAACUCCAUGUCUAAAUAUCAAGGUGGAUUUUAACAUUCUAACUGGAACACAGUGCCCUUAAAGUAGACAUCUAAGUACCACACAGUAGCCUGAGCUAUAGCUGAAACGGGGACAACCUGAGACAGGUAACUAUGCAGUCGCCAUUUAGCUGAACCUUACACUCACUUCCAAAGCAUGACUGUUUACAAUUUUGGCACUUGGCUGCCAAACACUUCCAAUCUGCAGAAAGUGAAUCUUAGCACAUUGUAACACUUCUGGGUGGAAAUUGGACUUCGUUUGUACUCAGCAGUUUAACAGGCAGGUCUGAUAUGGAAGUACAUUUCCUUUCUCUCCCUUAUGGAGGGCAGUUUCUGCAUGUCAAAGCAGAAGUCAGUUGCAUGCACAGGGCUGGAGCUGCCGGAGAACUCAGCGCCCUGGUUAGUAUGUACCGAAAGUGAAUCAAACGGAUAUGUGCAAUUUAACUACAGGCGGUUUAGUUUGCUUUGAUAUUUUAUAAAUUAUUAUCCUCUUUAUCCCAGCCAUCCUUCAAGUAGCCAAAGGUUCUCCCUCCACCCCAAUUUCAUCCAAACUGUUUUGUGAUGUAAGUUAGGCUGAGAGAAACUGACCAGCCCCAAGUCAACCCGGAAACAAUUCCUAAGCUGGGCUUUGAACCCGGAUCUCCCUGAACCACACUGGUUCUUUACAUAUUCAUUUGGCGGGGAGGGGCAUGUGUUGGUGCUAACAUGUACAUGGAAGCAAGGUGGUCUUGGUAUACUUGACUUAAGUGAGCAUCUGUGUAGAAAGUCGGUACACUGAAAUCUCCAACAGUCACAAAACUGUCCAAUGCUUGUUGACUCUUCCAAUGAAGCUAGAUAGCACUGAAGGUUGUUUCCAGUACAGUCCAUUUGCCCUGAAAUAGCCUGCUCUGCUGUGUGUCAUAAUUGCCACAAAUUACUAGGGAUUUGCUUGUCCGUGAAGUAGCAACAGUGUGCUUAGUAGGCAUUAACGUUGCACCAAUAAGCUGCUGCAUAUUCAUUUUGUAUGGGAGGUGGCUUCAUUCCUCUGCAAUGACUCACUAAUGUAAAAUAACUCACAUUGGUUUCUGAUUUUUUUAAAAAAGCAUUGUUAUAAAGCUGGCUGCCUUUCACAACAUCAGUUAUCAGGAGUUGAAGGUCUUUAAGAGGUGCAUGCAUGCACUCAUUAAAUGAAUUAUGUGCAAGUUCAAAUUGCUGUUAAAUUUUGUCAGCAAUGUCAUGAUUUUCCUUAAAAAUAGCUCAGAAAUGCCUUUUCUUUUACUAAAAAAAAGCUAAACAACGUUUCUGUCUGUAUUUUCACUGUUUGAAAUAAAUGGCAACCCUAAGCAGAAUACUGCAUUUCAUUGAGCUUUUGAAUUAUGUACUUCUCAUACCCUAAAACUUAAGGUAAAACUGCACUUGCCUAGGUGGACAAUAAAGUGUAUACGUAGGAAGAGAACAUAUUGUGAAUAGCUUUUAUGUGGACUAGGCCUGAGUUCCCAUGGUGUGGUGCCCAUGGACAUGUACAUGUCUGUGCUGUUUCUAAAUUAGCAACGCCAUUCAACAAGGAAUGGUUGCACAGAGGCAAAGCAGCUGCAGUGUGGCACCUGCAAGGUUUUUCUUUGCGGGAUGGCACAAAUGAUGUGACAGCUAGUGGAGAAGAUUCUGCUGGCAAGGGAUAAAGAAGUGCUAAUCCAGCAUGCUAAAGAUUUGGAAGGCAAGCGCUGGCAUGUAGGAAAUGGGCUUGUUUGAGGAGUUCAACUUUAUUGGGUAUGGGAUAGCAGUUGGGAGAUAGCAGUAAUGCUGAUGAUGGGAUUUUAGCAGACUAGAUGUAGAAGGCUGGCAUGCUAGAACUGGAUGGAGACACCUGGGUUUAGAGCAGUAGUUCUAACUGGCCCCACUCCCUCACUGGAAACGAAAACAGCUUUUUUGAAUAAAGGGAUGGUAUGGCCUCUGGGUAGGCAGUUUGCCUUUCUAAUCCAUUUUGGGUUUGAUGCCUUGAGGGAGCAUCAGGAUUGGUAUGUGAAAUUGUAGCACAGGCAGUAAAUGGUCCUGGCAGCAACUACCCAUGCUCUGUAUCUGCCUGGUUUCCUUAUACAAGCACAGGAAGCAAGAACACAGCACACACUCUCCAGUUCUGUGGAAUGAUGAAACCUACACACAAGCAAAUCCAUUUUCUUUGCAGAAUUCCAAGACGAUACAGGGUAGUAGAGAUUUGCCUCUUUGAAGUAACUUCCUCCUUUGCAGUAGUAACUUCCUACCUUGCUACUACUUUGUAGCAGUCAAAAGGGAGCCAUUUGCCCUGGCUACGAAAUGCUCAGAAAUCCUGGGGCAUGGAACUGGUUGCAAUUGGAUGACAUGCUAAACAUACCAUGUAACUGGUGGACGCAUACCUAUGAAAUCUAAAUAGAAUGCUUGUUAGCAGAAAUAUGCCAGGCUGCAAUGUGAUUCAAAGUAGCUAUCAUUUGAGAGUGGGGAAGAAGACAAGUAGAAGUAGAGCACUGAACCAAAUGCAACAGUUCAGUUUCUAUUGAAUGCAAAUAGAGGCCGGUGAUGGUGGUAUCUGAUUAUGUAUAAUGCACUGCAAUUUACCGUAUUUUUCGCUCUAUAAGACGCACCAGAUCACAAGACGCACCUAGUUUUUGGAGGAGGAAAACAAGGGAAAAAAAUUCUGAAUCUCAGAAGCCAGAACAGCAAGAGGGAUCGCUGCACAGUGAAAGCAGCAAUCCCUCUUGCUGUUCUGGCUUCUGGGAUAGCUGCGCAGCUUGCAUUCGCUCCAUAAGACGCACACACAUUUCUCUUUACUUUUUAGGAGGGAAAAAGUGAGUCUUAUAGAGCAAAAAAUACGGUAAGUUAAUCUAUUGAUUAGCUAGAAAGAAACUUCAAGCCUGAGUUGUUCAAGCUCUUAUUUAGGCAGAUGGGUUGGGGCAAAGCACCCUGUUUUAGGCAGGUCACAGCCAAUUUUGUAACAGCUUUUGCACAUGCUUCCAAUAAGUAUAUAACCUACUUAACCACUCCAUAGAACUUGCAUGGCAUUUACAUAGUUUACAAGGGAUGUUGCCCAGGUCAUUUGGAAGACACGUCACUAAACAACUGCAUCCGUCCAGCACUUCCAUUAUCUAGCAGAAAACGUAGCAUAGCACUUUUCUGUGGCUGCAUUUGCACACUGUGCUAAACCAUUGGUCUACUCUGAAAGUGCAGGUGGUUCUUGCUCCGCUCCUUGAAAAGGCAACAAGCCACAAUUCUGGCAUCCAAACCCAAGAGUCAUGAUUUGUUUUGCUCUAAAGAAGCCACAUUCUGAAGCCAAAGUUUGUUGGCUUUAUCAAUCAUGGAUGGCCUGAGCAACGCAAUAAUCUUAGCCCCGGGACCUUGGUUUGAUGCUCAGGCUAAGGGAAGACUGAAGCUAGAGCCAUCUUUAUGGUUUACUACGAUGUACAAACAGGGCCAACUUGAUCCAACUAGUUUCAUUUAACUCUAGAAAGUGAACUUGUCAAAAGUGGCAGCACUGGGGGGUACCCUUUGGAGUAGACAUACCUCUGUUUGGCUUCAUCCCUUGUUAGAUGUUAAUUAUAGCCUGCAUUGCGGUGUGACAAAUAGAUCCAGAGGAGCCAACACGCCUCAUAGAUUCAACUGUGCCAAAGCACAGGUUUUAAGAAGGGCCUUUUGUUGCCCAUCCAUUUAAACAACCAGAGUGGUUGGGGCAACUCAGUCAGAUGGGUGGGGUAUAAGCAAUAAUAAUGAUGAUGAUGAUGAUAAUAAUAAUAAUAAUAAUAAUAAAUUUUAUUAUAGAUGGCAUGUGUCUGCCCACACAUCUUUUUCUGUUUUAAGAAACAUCACACCCAUGUAGCUUUCAGCAAUGCUACUUUAGCAUUAAAGGGCUGAUGUUUUUAAAGGGAAGCCAGCGCUUUUUAAAAACAAAACAAAAAGAACCCUAGCAGCACACUCAAACAGCUCCCGGCAGUUUUCUGUAAACAGAAAGGCGAAUGACUCUGACCAGAUAAACAUUAGUCAGUCUCAGAUGCAGAGCUUGCCAGUCUUGAGCAAGUAACCUAAAAAGGCAGUCAGUUUUGUGAAUGCUUGAUGUGUGUAGCCUUUAAACCAAAAGAGGUAAGGAACACUGGAUGAAAAGGCAGCUGAAUAAGCUGCUGUGUCUGGCCUACCAAGUGGGUAGGUGGCAACUCUAUAUACGGACCCGUGUUCCCAAAAAGAAGGCAAGCAGCCCUCUUCUGUUAGCUUCUGCCAACAAGCAGCCCAAAUUGUUGCUAGAUAAAUGAGAGUUUGCCUGCCACACAGCUUUCUUUUUUUCAUAAUCCAAACUGAAGUGUGCCUGUUCAUUUUUUUCUUAUUUUUUUGCUAUUUUACAACCGCCGGGGGCGCAUCACAUUUGUCGGGGAUAAAAGUAAUAAAGUUACCAACUUAACAUUAAAAUUCACCAAAUUCCUUCAUAAGCUCCCCUCCUUAUACACAAUUAAGAUAGCUUCUUUCCUAAUAUACCUGAAAGCGAAGUCUUCUCUUCCCUGCUGCAUAUUUGAAGGUUUGACCAAGCUGUACUUGUAGGCUAAAUUCUGCUGCUAGGUUUUUGAAUCCUGUGUUAGUGUUCUAGCUGGGGUUUUUAAAAAAAAUAUAUAUGCAUAAUUUCAACAUAUAAAUGCCUCCAAGAUGAAUUAUAUUUGCCCCCCGCCUUUGUCCGGAUGACGAAGGGUACACUUUGUAUGGUUCAGCUACCCUUUCAAUACUUGCAAAUACCUGGUUGUACUUGGCCUACAUGUUUGGUGCUGGCAUAUUGAAGUUACGGUGACUUACUCUGGAAGAUCCACUAACAGACUGGGGGUGUGGUUUAUUUCCCCUUUGGUAUAUUUCAGGCACGUCCAACAGGUAGAUUGUGAUCUACCGGUAGAUCACUGGAUGUCUGCCCUGCACCCCAAAAAUAUGGGGCUUUCCUCCUCCCUAAGAAAAGCUCAACAACUUUGACCUGAAUCCCCCAAAACAGGGCUUUCCCUUUGACCCCUGGUAUAUUUUAACCUACAUUGAUUCUCACUUAGCUUCACCCUUGCAGCUGCCCCUUGGAUUGGCUUCAUGUUGGCAAGUUAAAUCUCUAAAAUGGGAGUGGAGAACCUUUGGCUCUCCAGAUGUUGCUGAACUACAGCUCCCAUCAUCCCUGACCACUCUUGCUGGCGCUGAUAGGAGUUGUAGUUCAGCAGCCUCUGGAGAGGCCAAAGGUGCUCAAAAAUUACACAGCCUGGAAACCCAAGACUCUGGUUAGGUUCAUAUGGCGGUUCUUUUGCUAUAGAGCCCUGGUAAGAGCAGCUCCAGAAAUGAACAAAAGCACCACCAAUAUUUUUAGGCACCUUGUGCCAGUUAGACGUGUUUGGUGCUGUAGACUCCUCCCUUGGCUCUUAAUCUUGCCAUUUUGCACGCCAGAUGAAAGUUCUAGGAUACUCUUGGCUUAAGAAUAAAGGCUGUAGGAGGAGGCAUGGUUUCCUGCAUUGAACUUGUCCAGGCAGCUGCUGCUUUAGGGUGGGGAUCAGCAACAGAUCUCCAGCUCCCAACAUGGAAUGCCUGAACAGCAGUGCUCAUGUAAGCCCAUUUGUGCUCCAAAGCCUAUUUGAGGUCAAGCGAGAUGCGAUGUCAGCAGAUAGGUGAUCUUCCAGCUUUUUUGUUUUUUUGUUCAGUGGAAUAGUCGCUUGGGUAGGUGUAAACCCUUCCCAUGUCACUCCCUAGUUUGAAAUUGCUCUGCCAAAGCAACUCGCCCCUGGAAACAUACAGGUACCCAUGGCCUGGGUUCCCCUCUGAGUCACAGAGCAGCUUUGUGGAGGUGCUGGCACAUUGGAAAAGGCUGAAUGGCUAGUAGAAGCAGCAUGGUUACCAUCACACCUGUGGCCCCUGCUGCUGCUGAACUACUUUUAAAACCAAAAGAUAAGAUCGCUGAUCUCCUGAUCUAGUUGCAUCCAUGGAAACUAAAGGUUGUAUCCUAAGAAGCAUUGAGCAACUCAUUUAAUCAGUACAUGGAUUUCUCCUUGCACGAUGCCUCCCGCCCCCAAGCGCCCCUUGAAUGUGUUCUAAAACACCCUUUGGAGCAGAUUUGGGGAGUGUGUUGGGCCAUGUGCAGAGGGCUGAGAGGAGGGAAGUUGCAUUGCAUGAGCGGAAAUUUUUGUAUUGAUGGGGUGUGUUGGAUAUUCCCCAAGUCUUGCAUUUAGCCCUUAUGAGUGUGUUAACAUACACAGGUCACCGAUUUAAACACACCAGCUGAUGUUUGCUUAGGCCAUUUAAAGUUUCCUCCCGUACUUACAGCAAUGUGCUUUUCCCCGUGUUGUAGGUGGUCCGUAGCCGUCUGGAGAAGCAGGGAAUUGCAGUCCACAACGUGAGGUUGAAUGGCUCAGCCGCAAGCCACGUGCUCCAUCAGGACAGCGGUCUGGGGUAUAAAGAUCUGGACCUCAUUUUUGGUGUAGACUUGAAGAGUGAGGACGUCUUCCAGCUAGUGAAAGAUGUAGUGAUGGACUGUCUGUUGGACUUCCUCCCGGAAGGGGUAAACAAGGAUAAGAUCACUCCCAUGACGCUAAAGGAGGCCUAUGUGCAGAAGCUAGUGAAAGUGUGCAAUGAAACAGACCGCUGGAGCCUUAUUUCACUUUCAAACAACAGCGGGAAGAACGUGGAGCUCAAAUUUGUAGACACUCUCCGGCGGCAGUUUGAGUUCAGCGUAGAUUCCUUCCAGAUAAUAUUGGACUCACUGUUGCUUUUUGGAGAGUGCUCAGAGAACCCGAUGUCUGCAAACUUCCACCCAACAGUCACCGGGGAGAGCAUGUACGGGGACUUUGAGGAGGCAAUGGACCACCUGAGGAACCGGAUCAUUGCCACCAGGAAUCCGGAGGAGAUCAGAGGUGGUGGGCUUCUGAAGUACUGCAACCUCCUGGUGAGGGGAUUUAAGCCCAAAUCGGAAGUAGACAUGAAGGCGCUACAGCGAUACAUGUGCUCCAGGUUUUUUAUAGACUUUCCUGACAUUGGGGAGCAGCAGCGGAAGCUGGAGUCUUACCUUCAGAGCCACUUUGUGGGGAUGGAGAGCAAGCGGUACGAUUGCCUGAUGACCCUUCACAGGGUGGUGAAUGAGAGUACGGUGUGCCUGAUGGGACACGAGAGGAGGCAGACGCUGAACCUCAUUGCCAUGUUGGCUGUGAGGGUCCUGGCUGAGCAGAACAUAAUCCCGACUGUCACGAAUGUGACCUGCUAUUAUCAGCCAGCCCCUUACGCCAGCGAAGUAAACGUAAACUACUAUGUAACCCACAUGCAGCCUCUGCUGCCUUGCAGUCACUCCUAUCCAACUUGGCUUCCCUGCAACUAACCACUGACAUUGCUCCAGUCCUUGUUCUCUGGGAAGCAGAGGCUGUACAAUUCAGAAGAAAAAUGGGUCUCUUGCUCAAAGUGUCUUCCUCCUACAUAGGAACAAAGUCUAUUGUGGGCAAUUGUGCAGUGUUAUGAGUAGUUACCAGAGAUGUUUACAGUAAGAAAAUGAUUGAGUUUAUGUAUGAGGUGGAUGGAUAGGAUUAGGUUAAGAAAGCAGAGCUGCACUACCUGAGAUGCAAGCUGAUUUUCUUUCUUUCUUUAGUACACGAAGCAUUAAGGGCUGUGCAGACUCUGUUUCUGAAGAUAUGCCAGAGUGGCCGAUUCCUUUUAGGGACCAAAGAAAUCCUAUUCAAGUGCCUGCAACCAAAAAAAAAAGAAAAGAAAAGAAAAAAAGAAAAAAAAGCACUGUACCUUAAUUUUUUUUGUAGGGGGUAGAACUCCCUGUUGGUAGUUCAGUUUGGGAUGUCUGCGAUGAAUAUUGGAGGAGUUUGGAGGUCGCUUGAUCAUUUCUGUUGAGGGAACCGAAGUGGUCUGGGGGCUUGUAAAAGGAGCUUGCUGCCCUGAUGGACCAGCUGUAUUUAUUAUCAGUCAGAGGAGAGCUGUGGGGUGGGGGUGGGGGGGCAAGAGAAUGGGGUUGGAUUCACAGCAGCAGAUGUUUUGACAGAUGAUCAUGAACACUAAAAGAAUGGGAACCUGCCCCCAAAGUAUUACUCUUACUCAAUGUGCCGUGCCAAAAAACCCCUAAGAUGUGACUUUCUGAAGGGAAGGAUCUAGAUUAGUGUUUGCUGUAUCAGUAACAUCAGGGAAAUGAGCAGGUAUGGGAGUUCAGCGUGAUAUUAAAAUGGCUGGUUAACUUUUAUUAGGAGUUUAAAUGAGCUGCACACAGUGCACCAACAUGGGCAGAGAAGUCUGUUCAUUUUAGUAGUUGCAGAGCUGAGGUUCAGUCUUGAUCCAGAUGCCCUGGUCCUCUUAAGGGCAGCAGCUGCCAACAUCAUCCAUAGGCUCUGAAAGCUGCUCUUCUUUCUGGAGGCCUGUGUGCAGCUGCUUGGCUCCAUGUGGAAAAGAUUCCCAAGUUUUGGUACUUUGGUGUUAACAGUGGAAAGGCAGUGGGAGAGAGCUGUUGGUAGCCAAAUUUCUGAACCCAAGAGGCUCUUGGUGUCUUGUUCAAAUGCAGUAGGAAGAGUCAAUACAGAGGCUGCCAGCUGUUGGACCACAACUCCCAUUAGCUCCAGCUAGCAUGGCUUAUCGACUGAGUAGUGAUGGGAGUUGGUCCAGAAACAUCUAGAAAGCACCGUGUUGCCUACACCUGAAAUACACAAGCUUUUGAAGUAGUUACUUGCACAGCACAAUAGUUCUUUUUACUGACUUUUUGGAUUGCCUGCCAGUUCCUUGUGCAAUGUGUCAGUUCAGGUUGUUGUUUUUAUGCUUUUUUAGGAAGCUGAGGCAAAGAUUGCUAGCUUUUUGGGUACACCUGCUUUUUUUGAAAGGGCUACAAGAAGAUGCUUCAUGGUGUAUACUUGAAGGGCGACUGACUUACUAAUCUGUUUCUUUGCAGUAAAGCUGUACCACAUUUGGGCAGGCUGAAAAAAAUUGAAAUAAAAUAUCAUACUUGGAUUGUGUCUAGGUAAAAUUCUGCCUCUUCCUGGGAAACAUGAGCUAGUCUGGCAAGACCAAGCUGGGCUGUUUGUUUUAAAAGUCUGCUGCCAUGUUGUUUGCUUCUGUCUUGUCACGACUCUGACUGGCUGAGAAGGCACAAUUGCUCAUCUUUUAAGAGGUCCAAUACUAUGUAAGUGAAGAGUUCCCCUGAAAAAUAAACGGCUCUCAAAGACAUUUCCUUUAUGCACAGUAAAUCCUUCCAUGCUCCAAGAUGUGUGUGGCUGCAGUGUCUAAUUUUAGGGGCUUCACCAGGUUAUUCCUCUUUCACUUGAGGAAAGGGCUUCUUCUCGAUUAUCUCCUUUUUGAGAGCUUUCAGUACUUCACAUUUAAAAGGGGAGAAGUGGUUUCGCACUAAAGGAGCACAGCUGAUUAGCGGCACUUUUUGGCAGAAUUGUGAACGAGAAGCCUAAGUGGUAGACCUGCCUCGUUUAAGCAAACAAACUUUUCCCCUCCAAUCCAAGGGCUUGCUGGAGAAAUUUAAAGAAAAUUGCACUUUUUGUGGUGUGCGAAUGCGUGGUGAAAUUCUCACAAAUGGCUGCAUCAAACAAAUGCUGUGAUCCUGCUGUUUCUUUGUAUGCAUGGGGGUAUCUGAAAGAUUCGAAGAGUGUAACACUUUGGCACUUCCAGUCUUGCGUUUGAAUGUGUUCUGCAGCUAUCAAACCUGUCAUGCAGUAGGCCUGACGUAACUUGCUAGAUUCUUUAGAAUCUGUCACCAUAAAUAAAUACAAUGUAUUGAACUCUUUUGGGUUAUUCUUCUUACUUGAUUGCACGACGGUGCCAUGACCACUUGCCCCCCUUCUGCCCUUUGAGAGGACUCGUCUGAAACAAGGCGGAAUUGGGCAAAAAGAGGUCGUGAGCAUUCCUGUCCCCUGAUUUGGCUUUCAAAUUGCUACCCCAUCUUCUGCCAAAUAUCUUCCCAGGCACUUCAAAGACAAUGGCUGCACCUCACCAGUUGUAUUACACUGGGACUGAUGGCAGCCACCUUAACGAAGAAGGCAGAGAGUAAUUGCAAGCACUCAGUGCACAUAUAGGCCCCCCUUUUAACUAAAGUUGGUAGAAUGAAUGUUUCUACCUGUGCUCCAUUAACUGCCAGGCAUACUGCUUGUAAUGAAGGCUUGUUUAAGUCUGUUCCUGGAGUUGAGUGACUGGUCAGGGGUGGAAGCAGAGUUUAAAGGAGCUUUUCCCCCAGCCUGGGUCCCCAUGAAGGCUGUCAGACUCCAACUCCCAUCAGCCUCUGCAUCAUCUGCAUCAUCCCAUCCCAUCAGUUCUGCAUCAUCUGGAGGGCAACAAGCUGGAGAAAGCGGACUUAAUUGUGGUGGGAGCAAUUCAUUGAGAAACCUUGAUCCACGAGAUGAAGGCCAAAUGAGUUUGAGGCUAAGUGUUGCAUAAGCAAGCCAUUAAACUCAGCUGGAUUUGGGAACCUUUGGCCCACCUAGUGGUGUUGAACUACAGCUCCCAUCAGCCCCAGCAAGCAUGGCUGAUUGCCUGGGAUUAUGAGAGUUGUAGCUGAGCAAUAUCUGGUUCCCCACACCUGAGCUAGAAAACCCUCAACCUCUGGUGCCUGCUAGGUAUUGUUUUAUCUCCUGACUUCUAUCAGCCCUAGAUAGCAUGGUCAGGAGUAGAUGAGCAUUGUCAAAUACUGUAAGGAACCAGGUUAGGGAAAGCUGAGCUGGAUUACAAGGGAAAUAAUGUUUCUUUGGCUGGAAAUUGCAGUCUAAUAUCAGAAUUAGAGUGGGGUGGAUACAUGGGCUCAGGCAACGUCAAAUUUAGCAACCUUCAUGUACUGCCCUAGUUCUGUCAGCAAUCGAUGUGCAGCUCACUGGGAGAAUUCAAGGCAGAACGAAGACUUCCUUGUGUUAGGGCACAUUACCCUUAUGCAUAGUAUGCCUUCGGUUUCUCCCUACCAAGUUUUUCUCUUUUGCUAUUCCAGUUGCAUGAUCUUUCCUGUCCAUUAUUUUCUGCAGUUGGCAGUUGUCUCUUUUAAUCUGACUAGAGCAGCACAAAACACCUGACCUGGUUGGCUUUUUCCAUUGUUUAGCCUGAUCUGUUUGAACAAAAGGAUGCUGGUAGAAAACACUAGGUUUGAUCAGAAAAGAGGC